AUGACUAAUGAUCAUUCUAACUUAGCAAAGUGUGAUAAAUCUGAAAUAACUAUUGAUUCAAUGAAAAAAUUAUUUAACUGUGAUAUAUGCCAUAAAAAUUUUGAAAAGAAAAAUACAUUUACCAGGCAUUAUUUAUUACACAAUGAGGAUAAUAAGAGUAUUUACAGCUGUGAAGUGUGUAAUAAAGAAUUUAAGGACAAAAGCAAUCUAAGAUGUCACAUCGCAAUUCACGCAGAAAAGUAUCCGUUCUGUUGCAAAAUUUGCAAUAAGAACUUUCGCUUAAAACAUCAUCUAAAAUUGCAUGCCAAAUCACACACUGAUAAAAAAGUAAUUAUUGAAAGUAAAACAAAUAUAGAAAAUAAGCUGCAGCAAAGAUUUUCAUGUGAAAUUUGUCAUAAAACGUUUGUUCGCAAAAGUGAGUUUGUUAGGCAUUGUCGUGUACAUGCUGAAGUGAGACCUUAUAUUUGCAAGAUUUGUGAUUCAGGAUUUAAACACCAAUCUAACCUUAGGAGACAUGUAAGUAUUCAUGACUCAGCUAAACCAUACAAAUGUGAAUUGUGCUCUAAAAGUUUCAGACUACAGAUUUACUUAAGAAGACAUACAUUGUUACACACUGAAGAUUUGCUUUACUUCUGUGAAAUGUGUAAUAAAGGGUUUAAGAGAAGUAGUGUCUUAAAAGAUCAUUAUCGUACUCAUACUGGAGAAAAACCUUUCAUUUGCCCUGUCUGUAAUCGAAGAUUCGGACAAAGAAGUGGUCUUAAAGAACACUCCUACACUCAUUCUAAUGUGAAACCUUACGUUUGUGAAUUGUGCAAUAAAAAUUUCCACUCAAAGGAGUUGUUGCAACGUCAUUCAUUUAUGCACACUGGAAAGAAACCUUACACAUGCACGUUAUGUGACAAGAGCUUUUCCAGAAGUUGGGGAUUGCAAGAACAUUUGCUUGUGCAUUCGGAAGAAAAAUCCUUUUACUGUAAGGUUUGUAAUAAAGGGUUUAAACGUAAAAGUAAUUUAACCACUCAUAUUCGAAUACAUACUGGCGAUAAGCCAUUUGAGUGUGAGAUAUGCAAUAGACGAUUUACACAAUCUGGUGAACUUAAGGAGCACUAUUAUUCACAUACUGGUGAAAAGCCUUACUCCUGUGAACAAUGUGGCAUUAAUUUCUGCAGAAAUUCCGCUUUAAAAAGGCACAUGAAGCGAAAACAUUCUAAAUAA
Parasteatoda tepidariorum (common house spider) is the source of this 1212-nucleotide messenger RNA. RefSeq lists its product as uncharacterized. The record is from RefSeq and is a predicted model, not a curated record. Gene Ontology annotation, molecular function: DNA-binding transcription factor activity; RNA polymerase II cis-regulatory region sequence-specific DNA binding. Lineage: Eukaryota; Metazoa; Arthropoda; Arachnida; Araneae; Theridiidae. Gene Ontology annotation, biological process: regulation of transcription by RNA polymerase II.